CCCAAAACGGCGCAAGUGAAGAUGUACAAGUGCUCCAAAUGCGGCCGCACACAUCAGCCUGGAAACUGUCCUGCGUUCGGACGAAGUUGCAGAAAAUGCCAAAAGAGGAACCAUUUUGCAAUUUGCUGCAGAUCCUCCGCGCUGGUUGGCGAAAUUCAAGAUCACGAAGAUGACUUCAGCGUUUUAGAGGUAUCGGCAAGAGGAGUAAUAAGCCAACGUGAUUGGAUGGUUCGAAUGACCGUAAACAACGUUUCGGUCGAACUUAAAGUAGAUACAGGGUCUCAGGCCAACUUGCUGCCCGUUGGUAUAUACAAUAAGAUGCACCCAAGCCCUGAAAUGAAGCAGAGUAGCGUGGUGCUACAUUCGUACGGUGGAGACACGAUCAAGCAUCUUGGAGUCGUCUGUACGGAAGUGACGCUCGGUGACCGAGCUAUUCCUCUCGAUUUUUUUGUAGUACGCAAAGGUCGCCAAGCAAUCCUGGGCCUACAAGCAACCGAACGCCUUGGAUUGCUCUCACGCGUUCACAGCGUAUCAAAGGACGGCUGUGAAGAAAUUGUGAAAGACUUUCGUCAUCUUUUCACUGGAACUGGCUGCGUGAAAAAAGUAUAUCACAUGGUGCUUCAAGACAACACUGUGCCAGUCAUUCAACCAGUGCGACGUGUACCGUUGGCCCUGACGGAACCACUACGGGACGAACUCGACAGGAUGGAGCACGCCGGAAUCAUCACGAGGGUCACCGAGCCUACCGACUGGGUAAGCAGCUCCUCCUGGCUGACAUGUUGUCACGUGCCACAACGAAGACAACGGCCUGCGACCUCGACAGCAACGAUGUAGAAGUACAUGCCGACCACCCCGCUCGAGUGCGGCGCAUCGCCCGCUGAGCUGCUGAUGGGGCGACGGCUCCGCACAACUAUUCCUGACGUUCAAGGCAACACCAGGCACGAGGUGCUCCGGCGUCCUCACACAGACCACUCUAGGAGACCAUUGGCGCACCUGAGCCCGGCAGAUACGGUCCGGAUAAAGAAAGGAACAUGGGCGACGAAAGCUAAAGUGCUCAAGUCUGCUGGUCACCCCAGGUCGUAUACAGUCGUCACAGAAAACGGCACGGUGCUCAGGCGCAACCGGCAGCACCUACUACUCACGCGGGAGCCCUUCCGACACAACAACCAGGAAUACGACGACGACGACUUCGAGGUAAAGUCUAGCCAAAGCAACGCGCUCGCACAUCGACGUGCAGAAUGCAUAGCUCCGUCUACGCCCGCACAGCCCAUUGCCUCAACAAGUGUCUCGUCCACACAAGUCCCAAGAAGGUCGCUCAGACAACGUCGAGCGCCUCACCGUCUGGCCUACGACCAGAACUUCGUGCAAGUGCCUUGAACUAGCGUGCCUCGCAACUUUCAUUGAUGUUCUUUUCCCUUUCCUUGUUUUGUUUUCAAACAGAGGAAGAUGUAUCGUAUUUCGGGCGCCGAGCGCUACACGUGUGCCACGAUAGCGUUUCGUAUCUGUUGAA
This is a messenger RNA of Rhipicephalus sanguineus (brown dog tick), 1510 nucleotides long. RefSeq lists its product as uncharacterized. Lineage: Eukaryota; Metazoa; Arthropoda; Arachnida; Ixodida; Ixodidae. The transcript is spliced from 3 exons. The record is from RefSeq and is a predicted model, not a curated record. The coding region runs from base 841 to 1377 and encodes 178 amino acids.